Molecule: messenger RNA, 1247 nt
Organism: Octodon degus (degu)
Lineage: Eukaryota; Metazoa; Chordata; Mammalia; Rodentia; Octodontidae
Gene: Rab42
Product: RAB42, member RAS oncogene family
Exons: 2
Coding region: 84-740 (218 amino acids)
Cellular component (GO): Golgi membrane
Molecular function (GO): GTPase activity; GTP binding
Source: RefSeq, a predicted model, not a curated record
CCGCAAGGGGCGGGGCGGGGCGGGGCGGGGCGGGGCGGGGCGCCUGUACCAGAUUCUGCGCCCACGGGACGCACUGGCAGGCCAUGGAGGCUCGGGGCCAGUGCUACCAGUUUCGUGUCCUGCUGCUCGGGGACGCGGGAGUGGGCAAGACAGCGCUGCUGCAGCGCUAUGUGGCGGGCGCGGGGCCCGGGGCGGAGGCCGAGGUCGAGACGGAGCCCACCGUGGGCGUCGAGUUCUACAGCCGCGCGCUGCAGCUGCCGGCUGGACCGUGCGUGAAGUUGCAGCUCUGGGACACCGCGGGCCAGGAGCGCUUCAGGUGCAUAACCAGGUCUUUCUACCGGAACGUGGCCGGCGUCCUGCUGGUCUAUGAUGUGACGAACAGGAGGUCCUUUGAACACAUCCAAGACUGGCAUGCAGAGGUCCUAGCUACUCAGGGCCCCAAAGUGAUCUUCCUGCUGGUCGGCCACAAGAGUGACCUGCAGAGUAGCCGCUGCGUCUCCCCGCAGGAGGCAGAAGCACUGGCUGCCUCCCUGGGCUCGGCCUUCAUAGAAACCUCAGCCAGAAACAGCUGCAGUGUGGAGCUGGCCUUUGACACCCUCACGGAUGCCAUCCUUCAGGCCCUGCAGCGGGGGGACAUGGAGCUGGAAGAGGACUGGGGGGGUGUCCGGCUCAUCCACAAGGCCCAGGUGCCCAGAUCCCCCGUCAAGGAGCCUCAGCACCCAGGCCCAUGCCAGUGUUGAUCUGGGAGAGAGUUCUAAUCUCACACACUCAGUGGGACAGGAACAACUGUACUGGGGGGGAGGGGCAAAUGACAGGUCAGUAGUAUCUUCACUUGGUCCUGCCUCCUGGAUUUGGAGGUCUCACUCCUUUCCUUGCUGGGGAAAGGGCUAAGAGGCGAGGUAUAUAUUCCCCGUCCUUGAGCCUUGGUUUCAUUUGUCAAUGGAACUCAUGAAAGAUCCCACUGCUCGGGGAGGUUGUUGUCCUCACCUUCCUGCACUUAUGAGUGAGAUAAAGGGCAGAGCGGGCUCACUCAGAGCCUGCCACACUGAGAACUGAACAAGAACUGGUCCCGCAUUCCUUUCUGGCGGUGACGCUGCUGUUUCUGGCAGCAUCCAGCGCCCAGGGCUGAGCUAUUUGGCAUCUGGACAGCUGUCCUGGGGAGGACCAUGUGGGGGUUUUCCAGUGUGAGCUUGGCUUGGAGGCUCCCUCUUUUUUUGGAAACAGGGUCUUGCUAUGCAGUUCAGGCU